GUAGAAAGGAUCUAUCGAGAAUGCGGUCGACGCACCACACUUCUCAAUUGAGCUAGAAAGGGCAUUUAUUUGGCAUCAGGAAAUGUGUCAAAACCUAAUUCAGGUGUAAUUUUCUUCUUUUAAUGAACAUUUAUUAUCAGCGAAUAUGACAGAUAAAUCAGUUGAAGACUUUUUUGCCAAAAAGGACAAAAACAAAAGGUCAAAAUCGAAGUCUAACAAAAGUAAAUUUACUACCUCAGACCAGAUUGCCAAAACCCUUUCGACGAAUACGACAACAGCAGAUGGCGAGAAAAAGGAAUCGAAGAAAGAAAAGAAGCCAGCACAAGUGUCAGCUAUAGUAACUGAUGAAGUCGGCGAAGAUAAUGCGACAAAACCAGCAAAUGAAAUUCCACAAGCUGAUGAUGAAUGGAAAGACUUUGAGGACCCAACUACGAAAGAUUAUAGUGGACUAAGGAUACAGUCUUUACAGAUUGGGUACUUAUGCAUAAACUUCUAUUUUUCAGUUAAAUUUAACAUAAAUAAGUACUUACCAGAACAACCCACAGUCGAUGUAGUAGAAAAACCGGCACCAGAACCAGUAGCCCCUCCGGCUGCACCAGAACCAGAACCCCCUAAAUCCAACAAGUACAUCCCCCCUGCUAAGCGGGCUGGGGCAAUGGCUGAGCAGAUGCCUUCAUCAACACCAGCUAAUGACAGAUUCAGGAGGAGAAAGAAGGUUGUAGCACCAGAAAUUAACAGCGAAUCUGACUUUCCAUCAUUAUCUGCAAGUAUUGAUAUUGCAAAAUAUAAGACAAAAGAAAGUGAAAGGGACUUUGAGACAGUUACAAAAGGCAGUCGUGGUGGAGAAGAUCCAACAAAAAAAAGCAGUCAGAUAGAAAUUCAGAAUAAGUACGCAGCACUGCAACAAAAUUGAUGUUGAGGAUUUACAUUUAUUAGGAACCAUCAUUAUCACAACAAUAGUAAAAUAUGAUCACAACAACAGUAACACAUGAUCACUCCAUUCUAAAACAUGAUCACAACAGAAGUAAAACAUUAUCACAGCAGUAGUAAAAUAUGAUUACAAAAGUAAAAUGUAAUCACAACAGUAAAAUAUAACCACAACAAAAGUAAAACAGGAUCACAAUAGUUUAACAUGAUAAUCACACAACUAAUAAAAAUAUAUGAUCACAAUAAAGAUAAUACAUAAUCAUGAUAAUAGUACAACU
Messenger RNA from Anneissia japonica, 1205 nucleotides. Its product is annotated as protein CDV3 homolog. Gene Ontology annotation, cellular component: cytoplasm. The record is from RefSeq and is a predicted model, not a curated record. The transcript is spliced from 5 exons. Lineage: Eukaryota; Metazoa; Echinodermata; Crinoidea; Comatulida; Comatulidae. Bases 146 to 913 code for a protein of 255 amino acids.